Messenger RNA from Agrilus planipennis (emerald ash borer), 586 nucleotides. Its product is annotated as dual specificity phosphatase DUPD1. Gene Ontology annotation, biological process: negative regulation of MAPK cascade; protein dephosphorylation. Gene Ontology annotation, cellular component: cytoplasm. The record is from RefSeq and is a predicted model, not a curated record. NCBI's taxonomy places the organism in Eukaryota, Metazoa, Arthropoda, Insecta, Coleoptera, Buprestidae. Gene Ontology annotation, molecular function: MAP kinase phosphatase activity; protein tyrosine/serine/threonine phosphatase activity. Bases 170 to 586 code for a protein of 138 amino acids. The transcript is spliced from 3 exons.
GAUUAUUUAUUACAGCGGUUUGUUUGAACUGUUCCAAAUUUAAUGACUCCUAUCCAUUGGUACAUGAAUAAGAAAAUGAUACAAUCAAAUUUCAGUAUUAAUCAGUCAAGUGAAAAUAAUUUAAUCAAUAGUAUUUCAAAUUCUGAUACCUAGUGUGUUCUGUUAAAAAAUGUGGCGUGAUAAAGUUUACAGUGGCACAUUGCGUCCUCAAAUUUGUAUGAAAAAUGUGUCUGGAAUAGAACUGGACGUUUUAUUAAACGAAUUCACAAGAACAAUAAGAUCGAAUCCUAGUACGAGAAUUUCUCAUGUUCAUUCUGUUGAUAAAAUCGACUACGGUUUAUAUUUAGGAGAUAAAUAUGCUGCCAAAGAUAAGAGAUUUUUAAUGAAGAAUGGAUUUACACACGUUCUAAAUGCUGCACAAGGAAUAGAUGAAUGCCAGGUUAAUACAGACAAUAAUUAUUACGCAGGAACAAACAUAAAAUAUUUGGGAAUUCCAGGGCAUGAUAGACCUUCCUGGAAUAUUUCAGUUUACUUUGAACAAGCUUCUAAAUUCAUUCAUAAUGCUGUUAUAAAUGGGGGUAUGUAA